Odobenus rosmarus divergens (Pacific walrus) is the source of this 556-nucleotide messenger RNA. Its product is annotated as ADM5-like. The transcript has 2 exons. The record is from RefSeq and is a predicted model, not a curated record. NCBI's taxonomy places the organism in Eukaryota, Metazoa, Chordata, Mammalia, Carnivora, Odobenidae. Bases 212 to 556 code for a protein of 114 amino acids.
GUGUGACCGCACCCGCGAGGGCUCAGAAGCCAAGGAGUAGGACGUGGGGAUCCGGGUUCUAAGCCUCCCCUUCUGGCGUGGUGUGGCCUCCUCGACUCUUGGCCGCGGUUUUCCCCACCUGGGCAGUGGGGACUGGCGCCCAAGCGGGCGCCAGGGGACUGUCGGACUCGGGAAGGGGGCGGAGCCGCACCCCGGAGGGGCCCCUUUGCACAUGGGUUUGGAGGACCACUCCCGGCCCCACCCCACGAUGACUGCCCACAUCCUCCUGUUGCUUCUCGCCUCCUCCGUCCUGGGGGACCCGGACUCCGUGGGCAGGCAGCCCCGGCACCGCAGGCGCCUCUGUUCCCUGGGCACAUGCCAGACCCACCGCCUCCCAGAGAUGAUAUACUGGCUCCGCUCUGCCUCCAUCAAGGAGCACUCAGGGAAGGCCGGCCGCGAGCCCCAGGACCCCCACAGCUACGGGCGCCGCCGUCGGCGCGAGGCCAGGGUCCUGCUCCGUCUCCAGGGCCUUGGCCUGAAGAAAAGAGGCCAGCGCAGUGCCCAGCUUCCUGGGUGA